UGGCGGUUUGUAUUUGAAAAAUGAAGAAUUACUGCUUGAAGUAAAGACCAGCCCCUUUAAAGGGAUAGUGGGCUGGAAAUACCAUUCCCUCUUUGGAGCGAGAUUGUGAUGGACGGUCGACGAAAGAGUCGUAAAGCUGCGCCGUCCCGCGUGCGAGAUACAGCGCGCUUCAUUCUUUCUCCUCAGAGUCGCCCUUCAGCUGAGUCAGCGAUCAAAUGCCCAUGCCCCUUUUUGACACUUUACAGCGCUUUAUCAGUCACCAGUUUUUCUUUCCCGUUGAGUUUACUGAUUGUUCGCUUUUCACUUGCCAUUAGGCACUUUGUAGGCCUGCCUCUUGUUGGACAGAAAGGCAGGAUAUAAAAUACUUUAGAUAAAUAAACUAUACAUUACCUCUUGCUUCAAAUGCCAGUGGACUCAGAGGAGUAAAUAAAGUAAAUGCAUGAUCUGUGAGCCUGACCGGGAUACUUAAAACAUGUUUCCAGUAAAGUGAUACAGCCAGCUGCACCACUUCCAGCUGCAGGUUUUGUAUAAGGGCAAGCAAACUAAGGACCAACUGUGAGAAGACUGAAAAACACAGUGUGCCAACAUGUCGGCCAGAGGUGGAAAGAAAAAAAUGACCAAGAUGUCACGGUCCAGCAGAGCAGGUGUUAUUUUUCCAGUGGGGAGAAUGAUGCGAUACUUGAAGAAAGGAACAUACAAGUUUCGGAUAGGAGUGGGAGCUCCAGUCUACAUGGCAGCUGUCAUAGAAUACCUAGCAGCAGAAAUAUUGGAAUUAGCUGGUAAUGCUGCAAGAGACAACAAAAAGGGAAGAAUUGCUCCGCGCCACAUCCUUCUGGCAGUUGCAAAUGAUGAGGAACUGAAUCAGUUGCUAAAAGGAGUGACCAUUGCAAGUGGAGGUGUUCUACCCAGAAUUCACCCAGAACUUCUUGCCAAAAAACGAGGCACCAAAAGUAAAUCUGAUACUAUCCUUUCACCUUCUCCAGAGAAGAGAGGAAGGAAAUCUUUGGGGACCAAGAAAACUGGAAAGAAAGCAAAGGCUGCCAAAGCCAGGACACCCAAAAAGAACAAACAGAAGGAAAAUGAAAAAGAAGGAGCAUCAAAUUCAGCAUCUGAUGAUGGCCCUGGAGAUGGAUUCACCAUACUGUCUUCUAAGAGCCUUGUCCCAGGGCAGAAGCUAUCUCUGACACAGAGUGACAUCAGCCAUAUUGGUUCUAUGAAAGUAGAAGGCAUUGUGCACCCAACUACUGGUGAAAUAGACCUCAAGGAGGAAGUAGGAAAAGCACUGGAAAAGGCUGGAGGGAAAGAGUUCUUAGAAACAGUAAAGGAACUACGUAAAUCUCAAGGACCCCUGGAAGUCACAGAAGCUGCUCUCAGCCAGUCCACUGGCCUAGCAGCAAAAUUUGUCAUUCACUGUCACAUCCCUCAGUGGGGUUCAGACAAGUGUGAAGAACAAUUGGAAGAGACUAUAAAGAACUGUUUAACUGCUGCAGAAGACAAGAAGCUGAAGUCUGUGGCUUUCCCACCUUUCCCCAGUGGCAGAAAUUGCUUUCCAAAACAGACUGCAGCCCAGGUGACUCUCAAAGCCAUUUCUUCCCAUUUUGAUGACUCCAGCCCUUCUUCCUUGAAGAACAUUUACUUCCUGCUUUUUGACAGCGAGAGCAUUGGCAUCUACGUGCAAGAGAUGGCAAAGCUAGAUGCAAAGUAGCAACAGAAGCCAAAUGAAAUUUUAUUUUUCAACAUGAAUAUGAGUAGGAACGAGAAUUAGAAGUGGGUUUUAUUUUUAAAAUAUUGUGAGGACGGAGUAUGUGAGUAGCUUUGAAGUUUUGUGAUGGGUGGAGGGCUUUUGUUAUGGAAAACAGGGGAAAGUGUUUGGGAGAGUUUGAUUUGCAAUUAUAUCAUGCUUUAGACACCCUCUACCAUUUUGUAUCAUCCCCAAGAAAUUACGUUGUCAACUCUUUCUACAUUUUAAUAUGUCUCAAGUUAUUUUAGUUUAGAUUUCUUUAAUCUCAUUUUAGAGUAGCAAACAAUUCAACACACAAAAUGAAUGGGGAAAUGUGAAUUGUUUGCUGCCCUUUCUUUUCCCACUGGUAGUUAGAAAACUUUAUGUUGUGUCUACAUUCCAUGUUGAAGAAAGUAAUUUCAAAGAAAACUCACUUGGUGCUUUACUGUUUUACCCCCGAAAGAUCUGUAAUUGCUGAGAAUAUUUCAUCUUAUUUGUUUUUAUAAAAAAAAUGGCAUCAUGCUUUUUUAAAACUUUAAA
Varanus komodoensis (Komodo dragon) is the source of this 2260-nucleotide messenger RNA. RefSeq names its product core histone macro-H2A.2. Gene Ontology annotation, molecular function: structural constituent of chromatin; protein heterodimerization activity; DNA binding. NCBI's taxonomy places the organism in Eukaryota, Metazoa, Chordata, Lepidosauria, Squamata, Varanidae. Gene Ontology annotation, biological process: nucleosome assembly. Bases 587 to 1705 code for a protein of 372 amino acids. The transcript is spliced from 9 exons. Gene Ontology annotation, cellular component: nucleosome. The record is from RefSeq and is a predicted model, not a curated record.